Molecule: messenger RNA, 2026 nt
Organism: Molossus molossus (Pallas's mastiff bat)
Lineage: Eukaryota; Metazoa; Chordata; Mammalia; Chiroptera; Molossidae
Gene: DNAJC1
Product: DnaJ heat shock protein family (Hsp40) member C1
Exons: 12
Coding region: 280-1935 (551 amino acids)
Cellular component (GO): endomembrane system
Source: RefSeq, a predicted model, not a curated record
GUAGCGUCUGGUGCUGGCUCUCCAGCUGUUGUAGGCCUGUGGGUGAGGGCCCGCGCCCGGGAGAGCCCGCUGCGACCCCGUCCGCCCACCCGCCGCUGCGUCCUCGGGCUCCCGCCGCCCCUGCACCGCGGCUGGGCCGGGCCACAGGGCGGAAGGCUCCUGCACGGCUGCCGGUGCUCCUGCCUGGCGGCCACUGUCCCCACAGCCCGCGCUGCCGGCCACGUCCCGGGUCUCGGCCGACAGCACAGCGUGGCAGGUGACCUUUCCGAGCCCAGAGCGAUGACGGCUCCCUGCUCCGCGCUGGCCCCGCGGCCUCGGCACCGUGAGCAGCGGCUCGUGCUGAUCCCGCCGCCGCCGCUGCUGCUGCUGCUGCUUCUGGCGGCCGCAGGGCCGGCGCGCGGCUGGGAGAGCGGAGACCUGGAGUUGUUUGACUUGGUGGAGGAGGUGCAGCUCAACUUCUACCAGUUCCUCGGGGUGCAGCAGGAUGCUUCAUCUGCAGACAUUAGAAAAGCAUAUCGUAAGCUUUCAUUAACUUUGCAUCCAGACAAGAAUAAAGAUGAAAAUGCAGAAACUCAGUUUAGACAAUUGGUGGCCAUUUAUGAAGUUUUAAAGGAUGAUGAACGAAGGCAGAGGUAUGAUGAUAUUCUGAUCAAUGGACUUCCAGAUUGGCGACAGCCCGUAUUCUACUAUAGGCGGGUGAGAAAAAUGAGCAAUGCUGAGCUGGCAUUACUUUUGUUUAUUAUCCUCACAGUGGGCCAUUAUGCUGUGGUGUGGUCAAUCUACCUGGAAAAACAACUGGAUGAACUGCUUAGUAGAAAAAAGAGAGAAAAGAAAAAAAAGAUAGGUGGCAAGAGUGUGGAUUUAUCAAAACUUGGUGCUUCAGAAAAAAAUGAAAGAUUACUGAUGAAACCACAAUGGCAUGAUUUGCUUCCAUGCAAGCUGGGGAUUUGGUUUUGCCUUACACUAAAAGCAUUGCCUCAUCUAAUCCAGGAUGCUGGGCAGUUUUAUGCUAAAUAUAAAGAAACAAGAUUGAAGGAAAAGGAAGAUGCAUUGACUAGAGCUGAACUUGAAACACUUCAAAAGCAGAAGAAAGUUAAAGUAAAAAAACCAAAACCUGAAUUUCCUGUGUAUACACAUUUAGAAAAUACAUAUAUUCCAUCAUAUGAUCAUGGAACUUCUAUAGAAGAAAUUGAGGAACAAAUGGAUGAUUGGCUGGAAAACAGGAACAGAACACAGAAAAAACAGGCACUUGAAUGGACAGAAGAGGACCUCAGCCAGCUGACAAGAAGUAUGGUUAAGUUCCCAGGAGGGACCCCAGGUCGAUGGGAAAAGAUUGCCCACGAAUUGGGUCGAUCCGUGACAGAUGUAACAACCAAAGCCAAACAACUGAAGGAUUCAGUUACCUGCUCCCCAGGAGUGGUGCGGCUCUCUGAGCUGAGAGCCACGGCUCAGGGCUCCAGGCCCGGCAGGCCCACCCUGGCCUUGCCCGACGACAUCAUCACCCAGCGGGAAGCCGCCCAGCAGGCCCUGGGGGAGCCGCAGGACAGCGAUGAGCAGGAGGAGGAGCAGGGGGCUGUGGUCCCUGAAAGCCAGCCCAGGAGACGCCGGCCCGCCAGGCAGCCCGAGGUGGGGCCAAGGGUGGAGCCCGAGGAGAAGUUCCGUGGAAAGAGGCAGAAGGACUUCGAUAUAGCGGAACACGCGGCGUCCAGCGACGAGGAGAGCCAGAAGAGAGAGAGGGGCCGCGCUGCAGAGGAGCCAUGGACUCAGAACCAACAGAAGCUGCUGGAGCUAGCGUUGCAGCAGUACCCAAAAGGGUCCUCCGACCGCUGGGACAAAAUAGCCAAAUGUGUGCCAUCCAAGAGUAAGGAAGACUGUAUCGCUAGGUACAAGUUGCUGGUUGAACUGGUCCAAAAGAAAAAGCAAGCUAAAAGUUGAAUAUUCUGGAAGAUGAUGUUCACCUUCAUUUUCCAAAAUGAUUAUUUUAAAACUCUUAUGCAGAAAUUUGCAUUUUGUACCUCAGUAUUUC